AGGCAGAAGCACAGUAAGCAGAGACGGCAAUUCAAUUCAUUUUCAUUCGUUGUUGGUACUCUCUGUGUGUGUUUUCAAUAAAGCGAGCGGCGCGCGAACCGAGCCAUAAGCCAAGACCAUACCAUACCAUACACCAUAUAUUCUGUAUUUUCCGCAUCGCAUUCGCAUCGAUACUGUGUAUAGUGUAUAUAUGCCAUACCAACAAAACACAAGCGAUACGAUACGAUACGAAAGGCGUAUGCAGCGCUGUUUGUUUAUUUUUUACAAGCUAAAAACAAACGACAAAACAAAUCAGCCCAAGCCGCGAGCAGCGUUUCGCGCUACAAAAAAAAAGGCAAAAUAAAUAAAUAAAAUACAAUACGAAAAACGCGUGUGUGAACAGUGUGAAUUUGGGAUUUUCGAAUUUGGAAAUUCGAAUUUUUUGUUGGCUCGUACCGCACCACCAGGCGUACGUACAUACAUACAUUCGUAGCCGUAGCCGUAGCCGUGCAUACAUACGUGCAAUAAUCAAUACAAUACGACGUACAUACAACAAACUGCGUAGAACAGUAUUAAAACAACAACAAGAAAGACAAAAAACUGGCUUAAGACUUGCGUUCGUGUGCGUUUUACAUACAAACACACGCGCACCCAGUACAUGUACAUACGUUUGUGCGAGAAAGAAAGUUACUAAUUAGGACUAAAGUGGAGGAAAUCCAACGGAAAUUCAACUAUAAGCCCAUCCAGCAGUAAGACAAUCGGACUCGAUCCGAUUUCGCACAGUUAUGGAACACUUUCAUCAAAUACAGCAAACAAUUCAACACUAUCAGCAGCAACUGGCUGCUCAGCAACAACAACAAGUACAACAGCAACAGUUGCAGCAGCACCAGGUGGUGGUGCAGCAGAAUCAACAGCAGGCGCAUCAGAAUAGCUCCAACACCACGGCCGGCGUGGGCACCCAACAGCUGUUCACAUACAAAAUGGCCAGCAGUUUUCCGAAUCCGGCCACAACGAUGGCCCAGGUGGUGGCCACCUCAAACGCAGCCGGCACCACAGGCUAUGACUAUCGCCUGAAUAUGGCACAGGCGGCCGCAGCAGCCGCCGUUCCGGGCUCCCAGUGGUGGUACUCGGCCGCCAAUCAGGGCCAGGUCGAUGCCAAUACGGCGGCGCAACUGCAGCACCAGCAGCAGCAACAGCAGCAGCAGCAACAACAGCAGCAGCAACAGCACCAGCAGCAACAGCAGAUGCAACAGCAGCAGCAGCAACAGAAUGUCAUCAACUCGGUGGCGAGCCCCAUGAUCAGAGGCAAGGCAGAUGCCAAGCCCAGAGGCCGAAUGACCGCCUACGCCUACUUUGUACAAACUUGCCGAGAGGAGCACAAAAAGAAGCACCCCGACGAGACGGUGAUAUUUGCCGAGUUCUCGCGGAAGUGUGCCGAAAGGUGGAAGACAAUGGUGGACAAGGAGAAGAAGCGCUUCCAUGAGAUGGCCGAGAAGGACAAGCAGCGGUAUGAGGCGGAGAUGCAGAACUAUGUGCCGCCCAAGGGAGCGGUGGUGGGCCGCGGCAAGAAGAGGAAACAAAUCAAGGACCCCAAUGCUCCAAAACGUUCAUUGUCUGCGUUCUUCUGGUUCUGCAACGACGAGAGAAAUAAGGUGAAGGCACUCAAUCCCGAGUUCGGAGUGGGCGACAUUGCCAAGGAGCUGGGCAGAAAGUGGUCCGAUGUGGAUCCCGAGGUCAAGCAGAAGUACGAGUCGAUGGCCGAGCGAGACAAGGCUCGAUAUGAACGCGAGAUGACCGAGUACAAGACGAGCGGGAAAAUAGCCAUGUCCGCACCGUCGAUGCAGGCGUCGAUGCAGGCGCAGGCACAGAAAGCCGCGUUACUUGCCGCCGCUGCCCAGCAGCAGCACCAGCAGCUGGAAGAGCAGCACGACGACGACGAUGGGGACGGAGAUGAUGACGAGAACCAAUAGGUUUAGCAGUAAAUACUCUUCACUAUUUAUACACACGCUCGUUGUCGUCACGCUGGAGUUGGAGGAGAACACGAUGAACAUGAUAGCGUUGGUCCGAUCUAUUCUCAGGUUGGCCAAUGUGUGUUGAAUAUAUAUUUAUAUAUAUAAGGGUGUUCUUUUUAGAGGUUCCGUUUACCGGUAGCAGCAACGAAUUGUCAUCUGAAUAUUAAAGAAAUGGACUAACAAUAUGGGCGCAGGAAGGGUUCUAAUUUUAAGGAUGUGCUGGGAUCUCUCGUGAAUCUCGAAUGGAAAAUGAGUGGUCUGGGUCUCAGAUAGCACAGAAAUCUCUGCAAAGAGGUGUUCAAGAUGAAAGUGGACUAUUGUUCCUAGUGUAUGUCGCAGCAACACGAAGUCUCAAGGGAUUCUGUGAAGCCUGUGCGACUUUUCAAGCGAUUUGCUGCAAUAUCUCUACAGAUUUCUGUGAUUGGAAAGCCAAAGCACAAAUUGUUUUGUUUUAUUUUUCCCCCAUUUGUGUGAGAAUUUUCAGUGGUUAUCGGGAAGUGGAACCUCUAAAAAACACCUAUUAUGUAUAUGUAAAUGCAUAUAUAUAAAUAAUAUAUAAUUUUUUUUUUUAACAUAAGUAAUCAAAUUUCCAUGAAUUAUGAAGAUAAAUCACAAAGAAACCUUUUAUAAGUUCUAUGUUAAGAUGAAUACGAUUAAGUAUGGUUAGAUUAAAAUGACACUCGUCUGUCUGCGAACCUUAUUUGUGCUUCAGUGCUAAGUUUCUCCUAAACGUAAUAAGAAGAUUAUUUUAUAAAUUGAAGAAAAGAAAUCCAUCAUGAUGUCAUUCGUUCUCAGCAACUAUGAAGGUUACCACUACAUUUAUAAAUAUUGGUACAUAUUUCCCAUUUAUUAAAGUUAGAUUCACCAUAAUGAAACUACACUUAAUGCGUUCGAGUUUAUGUGUCCCCGGCGAGAGGAAAAGAAGAACAAACUCAAUCAAACGUGAUAAUGUGAAAUACUUAACUCAGUGGCGGGUGAUAUCUCGGUCUAUCUAUUCUUUGCCUCUCCAAACCCCUUGGGUACGAUAUAUACAAAUUUCAAUAGGAAACCAGGAAGAAAGCACUUUAGUUCAUUUCAUAUUCGAAUAUUCAGUUUUGCGAUCCUUGAGUUAGGAGCCUCGGAGCGAUUUGGGUUUGUGUUCAUUUGUAAAUAUAUACAUCAACUAUAAUAGCCACGAUCAUAGGAUCCAGCGUUUUGGGGGACGGAUGGGGAGCCACCAAAACGAUAUCUCGGCUGAGCUGGCCAUGUACAUACUAUUUGAAGUAUUAUUUAGAUGAGACUACGUAGAAAUUAACGAGAAUCGAGAGCAAAUAAAGAGAUACAACCCUAAUAUUAGAGUAGACUUCAGCGGGACUGCAAAGUAAUGUAAAUUGCCUAGUAGGUUCGAGGGGGCGAAGUGAACCCAGUGUUUACGUCGGUCCCAAGGACCCAAUGAAUGUUCCAGGCACAGCAAGUGUGUGUUUAUGCAGAUGUAAAGGGAGACGAUCCUCCGGCCUAUAUCGCCUCGCUCUGCCACGAUCGAUAUGGGCUGGAAGCCCGUUUCCCUCUAUAUGGCAUGUAUAAGCUAAGUAGUGGUUAGAUAUUAUAACGUGAUAAGAGAGGAGCUGAAACUAUAACGAAGGACGCGUCGGUGGUCGGUUCACCAGGACGCCUCUAUCCACAUAUACCCCUAACUUCGCUCUCCCCACGUUAUGAGUGCGCGACAUAUUGUAAAUGUAUGUAUUAAUAUUGAUAUCUAUAUUUUUUAGCAUCAUUUUGAUAGAGAAUAACUCGCCACCGAGAUUAUAUUCAUAGAAGUGUGUCUAGGUUAAACCUUUAUAUCCUAAUUUCCCACAAAUUGACGGCACUCGUCGCCACGCAUAAUAAAUUACUAUGAAAAAUUCCAGUUCCCUGUGCGCUUUGUUAUAAGAACUAAACUAUUAUAAAAUAAACUUUUAGAACUGA
Drosophila biarmipes is the source of this 3935-nucleotide messenger RNA. RefSeq names its product high mobility group protein DSP1 (gene Dsp1). Gene Ontology annotation, biological process: regulation of transcription by RNA polymerase II. The transcript is spliced from 6 exons. Bases 765 to 1949 code for a protein of 394 amino acids. Gene Ontology annotation, molecular function: DNA binding, bending. The record is from RefSeq and is a predicted model, not a curated record. Gene Ontology annotation, cellular component: nucleus. Lineage: Eukaryota; Metazoa; Arthropoda; Insecta; Diptera; Drosophilidae.